Messenger RNA from Arabidopsis arenosa, 641 nucleotides. Lineage: Eukaryota; Viridiplantae; Streptophyta; Magnoliopsida; Brassicales; Brassicaceae. The record is from the annotation of a GenBank genome assembly.
AAAGAAUCGAUAGUGCUAAACAAAAUGGCAAUGAGGUUCUCAUCAGUCUCCAAAAUUGUGCUUCUCUUUGCAGCUACGUUGCUUUUGGUCCACGCAAGUGCUCGCACUUUGCAGCAAACACAGAAUUUGCCUCUCCAUGGAGGAGCUACUGCUACUACCAAAGCUGAGUCUCCUAUGGUCAAUGCCCCUCUUGAGGACCAGAAGAAUUUCAUCUACGGGGGUGGAAUUGGUGGUGUUGCCGGAGUUGGUGGAUUCAUGGGGAUGCCAGGUGGUGGCUCUGGCAUGACACUGCCACUCCCGAGUGGGACGCCGCUUCUUGGUGGGGCUGGUGGGCUUGGUGGUUUGGGUGGUGCAAUGGGGUUCCCUGGUGGACUCGGUGGUGGACCUAGCGGUGGUGGUGUUCCAAGCUCAAGCGGUGGUUCUCCUUAAAAAAGAUCAUGAUUAUUGGUCCCUCUGUAGCUUCAAGAUGUUUAGGAAGUAACGUUUCGUUUCCUUGUGUUUUAGUUUGAAAUCCUUGAUGUCGUUUCUGUGUUUCUCUUCUCGUCUUUUGGUUGUCUUUUUCGUCAUCAGUUUAUGGUUUGAUGUUGUGUUUGUGGUUCCUUGUUCGUGAUUUCUUUAAUUAAUAAAAUUCGUUUUUGUUU